AUGGAUCCAAUAGCGAAUUUUGCCUUCGAGUUUGCAUACGAACACCUGCUGACUGAAAUUCUUACUACAUAUUUCCUCGGUAUGUACACAAUUUGCAGAGUACUACAGCGCACAGAAUUACCAACAAACACAACUGCAAACAUUCGAACAUCGAUACCCUCGGUUGUAGUUGCCGAUAAGCACACAUUUUGGUUGGAAAUCCCACUGAAACCGGCCAUCGAGCUAGGCUGUACUAUGUUUCUCGUAGAGGAAAAUGCGACCAUCAAUUUUCUGAAUAAAUACAUCAAGACGCACGAUGAGUGUAUGUUUCGUCGGCCUGAAAAACAUGUCAUCUUUGCCCUGCACUCCGCUGACAACGAAGGAUUGCUCAAACGUAUACAGAAUCAUGCAACCCUUCAGGAGAUACCAAAUCUACUAAUGAUUGUUCCUCGCAAUGACACUCUGAAGUUGAUGACCCAUCGCUAUGUGGGUAACCCACCCGAAGCGUUGGAUCUGCUCGAGUUGGACACGUAUAUCCCAUCAAAUAAAAGUUUUUUGUUGAAGAACAACCUUUUUCCAAACAAACUCGCUAAUCUCAUGGGGAGAACUUAUAAACUAGCGUCGUUCCACUUGCUACCGUGGAUAAUGAUGCGUCGUCAAGAAGACGGUCUUGUACGCUAUUUGAACGCCCAGCACACCAUAGAUGGGCUAGACGGAUACGUUCUGGUGCAAUUUUGUAUAUGGUAUAACUGCACCUGGGAUCUUUCCAUUGAUCAAGAUAAACAAUACGGACAGGUUUUCGAUAACAACCGUACCGGUAAUGGGAUGACCGGUGCACUUUUCUAUCGUAAAGCUGACUUUGCACUAGCCGCAGUCGGUGGAUGGUUUCAGCUGUUCAGUUAUUUCAGUUUCUCCAUUCCAAUUCAAUGGAUUGGAAUCACUUGUCUCGCCCCUCGUCCAACAUUAGUACCAUCGUGGAAAAUCAUUUUCAUGAUGUUUACGAAAACCGUGUGGGGUGUGGUUGUGGUUACAUUUAUUCUGAUUUCCAUCAUUGAAAACGUUUGGCCUAAAAAGCUCGGUUCACCAUUCUCGCACCGUAAAGGUUUGUCCUGGAGCUUCUUGAAUGUACUAGCGUCCUUCCUGCUGCUGCCAGCCUAUCUGCGAAGAGGACGACCUUCUGAAGUCAUUAUGUCGUUGGCGUUGGUAUCGGGGACUUUCCUUAUUGGAUACGUUUACAUAGGAAAGAUUCACAGUAUACUCGCGGUGCCAGUUUUUCAACCGCCCAUUGACACGGUAAUCGAUCUGGCUGAGAGCGGUCUUACCUGGAAUGCUCCUCACGAAGUUUGGAUGUACCUACUGAGAGGGAGCGAAAAUCCGUACAUCCUCAAGUUACUGCAAAGAUUUCAUGUUGCACCGAUUCCAAAUCUACAUGCAACUGCGGACACCGGUAAGGAACCACUGGUUAUGGCGUCGCUUCAUAACGGCCAUUCCAUGAUUGGACCAUGGUUCACUGCGGACAACAUUGAAAACUACCGUCGUAUGACUGAGUUUCUCUAUUACGAAUAUGAUACCGGCUAUGCGACUAAAACUUGGCCACUGUUGGACAAUUUCGAUUAUCUGGCGAUGUGGAUUCGGGACGCUUGCCUGUUUCAGUACGUUGAACUGAUGGAGGUGUUUCGCUAUAUGGAUUAUCGGGUGCAGAUAUCGAUCGAACAUUCCCGGGACAAGCAAAAAAAUGAACUGAAACCAUUUGGGGUGGACGAAGUAGCUGGCGGGCUGCUGAUUCUGGGGUUCGGAUAUUCGGUCGCGGUUGGAAUCUUUAUUUUCGAGUUUAUUACCAAAGCUAUUGAACGUAAAAGGCUCGCUAGGCGGCUGGCCGCUAGAUGGAAAUUUAGAGCCUUUGCGGUGCAACAUAAUGUUCCAAAAUCGACAGCCGAUUAUGCAGCUGCAUGGAAAUGA
Molecule: messenger RNA, 1938 nt
Organism: Sabethes cyaneus
Lineage: Eukaryota; Metazoa; Arthropoda; Insecta; Diptera; Culicidae
Exons: 5
Coding region: 1-1938 (645 amino acids)
Source: RefSeq, a predicted model, not a curated record